This is a messenger RNA of Capronia epimyces CBS 606.96, 1074 nucleotides long. RefSeq lists its product as uncharacterized. Gene Ontology annotation, biological process: regulation of transcription by RNA polymerase II. The record is from RefSeq and is a predicted model, not a curated record. Gene Ontology annotation, molecular function: RNA polymerase II cis-regulatory region sequence-specific DNA binding; DNA-binding transcription factor activity, RNA polymerase II-specific. The coding region runs from base 1 to 1074 and encodes 357 amino acids. The transcript is spliced from 2 exons. Lineage: Eukaryota; Fungi; Ascomycota; Eurotiomycetes; Chaetothyriales; Herpotrichiellaceae.
AUGGAGCAUUACAACCAAGCUGCCGCCAGGCCUUAUGCCACUCACAACACCCCUGUCCCUUCUCAGACGAGGCUGGAUGUCACACAGCAGGAGCAACAGCUUCCGUCUAUCCGCGAGGUAAUGCUGGACUCACGGUGUAACGAGACUCCUCGAACUGACUUGGUAUGCAAGGUCAUCCCCCCACCGCGCCACGACACCAUGGAGUCACAGGUUCACGAGAUGCCGUCCAACGCCAGACCCAUGAUGGUGCCGUAUCUCAGCUCGCAGCACACGACGAGCAUGAACGUGGCAUCUAUCCCGGCUCCUGUGCAGCCGCAGUCCAGCCCUAUGACCUUUCCUGCAGAUGGGACAAACCCAAUGCAGAUGAAUGGGCUUGCGCCGCCGCAACCAUUGCAGACCCCAGCAAGGACCCCAGCUGAAUACAGUUCUCCUUGGUCCUCGUCGUCUACCUACACUGAGGCUGGUGUCCCCAUGGCGACGCAACCGGCGCUCUCCACCCAGCCUCAACCUUUCACCGCCAUGAGCCAGCCCAUGAUUCCGUCCGACACGCAAGAUAGCGUUUACUCUUCAACAUACUCGAUGCGAGCAGCAAAUGACAGUCCGGAUUCAUACUCCCGGUGGAGGACCCCUCAAGUCAGCUCCGCCCCGAGAUACAACCCGUAUCUCAUGUCGGAGCGCUCUUACAACCAACCGCUUGACUAUGGACGAUAUGGCCAGUCAUUUGAUCAAUACCGUGCUCCCCUCGGAUACGAUGGCGGCUACCGGUCCUUGGAUACGUCUCCUUAUCACAUGAAAUACAGCCAAUUGCUGUCGUAUCCCAUCAUGGGCUAUCCUUCGCACGCUAACGGCCGACGACGUCGAGGCAACCUGCCCAAACCCAUUACGGACAUUCUUCGACGUUGGCUGCAAGAGCACCUGGACCACCCAUACCCAAGUGAUGAGCAGAAGCAAAUUUUUAUUCAACGCACCGGGUUGACCAUAAGCCAGAUCAGCAACUGGUUCAUCAAUGCUCGUCGUCGACAGCUUCCAGCGCUCAAGCUGAAACGGGCCAAGUCCAUUCAAAGUCGGGCUUGA